AGAAUUUAAUAGUUUUACUCUAAAAGGUUCCAAUUUCUUUUAGAAAUAUACACAUCUGAGGGCUGGUCCAGUCCUUCAUGCAUUAUCGGUGAUGCACAACUACAAGUGGUAUAAUAAUGUUCCAUUAAAAUUCCCAUGAAAUGCAAAGUUUGAAGAUGCACAACUACAAGUGGAAAUACCCAUAAAAGAUGCCCAAAACACAACUGGAAAUAACCAUAUAUAAAAAGGAAAUGCAAAGCUAGAUAUAGGCUCGCAAGAAAAAAAAGAUGGCUAAAAUAGGUAAGUUAGUCCGUGAAGUUGAAAUCAAAAGUGAUAUUAACUUGGUCUAUGAAAUCUACAAGCACAAACCAAACAACUCUGCGAUCAUCGCCCCUGAUAAGGUUCAAGCUUGUGAUUUAGUUUCUGGUCAAUGGGGUGCGCCUGGAUCUGUCAUUCUCUGGCGUUUCAUCCAUGAUGGAAAAGUGGAAAGUGCAAAAGAAAUAGUUGAAGAAGUUGAUGACGAAUUACACAAAAUUGUGUUCAAGGUGAUUGAAGGAGGAGUGUUGGAGGUGUAUAAUCCCUUAAUCAUCACGAUUAAUGUUGAAGAUAUGGGCCAUAAGAAGUUGGUUAUCUGGACUAUGGAGUUCGAGAAGGUGAAUGCAAAUAUACCUGAUCCAACACCAUAUUUAGACUUGCUUUGUGCUGUGGUCGGAGAUAUGGAUGCUUAUUUUCUCAACCGGCCAUGAUGGUAACAAUAAAAGCUUCCAGCGACCAGCAAGACUUUAGAGUUUAGACUUAGACUUGGAGAAUAAGGCAGGAGACAGAGUGGACUGAUCACUGAUCUUCUGAUCAGCAACACAGGCAACAGUAUGACAGCACGCAGUGAUGCAGGCCACAACAACGAUUAAGGAGUGUUUGGUACUUUGGUUCAGAUUCCAGACGAGGCACUAGGGUAGGGACGAACAAUAAUGACGAUAUGAUUUUUUGUUUGAUUCGGACUAUUGGAAAAGCACAGGAGGGGCCAUAGCCCAAAUUUUUAAUGUCUAGGCCUAAUAUUGAUAAAAAAGAUAUGAACUAUUUACACUUCUAAUAAAAAAAUCACGGGGGGCCACAACCCCUCCUGGCCCUUAAUAUACUUCGCCCCUGUUCCCUAACAACCCCUUCCCUAUCUCACACAAAAAGAGAAAAAC
This is a messenger RNA of Lactuca saligna, 1169 nucleotides long. NCBI's taxonomy places the organism in Eukaryota, Viridiplantae, Streptophyta, Magnoliopsida, Asterales, Asteraceae. The record is from the annotation of a GenBank genome assembly.